CAGCUCAUUCCUCUCUAACACUCCAUCGAGAAGUUCAUCAUGCCUCAAGGAAAGUCCAAGCUCAACGCCGCCAAACAGUCUUCGGGCGGCAAGAAGAAGGUGGCGGACAAGAAGAAGGGGUUGAGGGCGAUCGCACCGAAGAACAAGCAGACGGUCCGACAGGCUACUCAGCACAAGAAAAUGAGCGCCAAGAUCAACAACUCGAUCGAGCAACAGAUGAUUGCCGCCGCAUCAGCUGGAAAGUUGACCAUCAUGCGAGGAGCCGCCGAGGAGGGAUACGAGAACAAGCGACCCAAGGGAGGAAAGAAGUAGAACCCCGGAUGCUCUGGAAAAAACAAUCCUCCCCUCGACAAUCCAUACCAUCACUUAGACGAUCCAGUAUCCGGCCCUUUUCUCGAUGCACCUACCUCUGUAUUCCCUUCCGGACCACGGUUGUAUAACUCGACCUCGAAGGU
Molecule: messenger RNA, 455 nt
Organism: Filobasidium floriforme
Lineage: Eukaryota; Fungi; Basidiomycota; Tremellomycetes; Filobasidiales; Filobasidiaceae
Exons: 3
Coding region: 40-312 (90 amino acids)
Source: RefSeq, a predicted model, not a curated record